Molecule: messenger RNA, 1776 nt
Organism: Caenorhabditis sp. 36 PRJEB53466
Lineage: Eukaryota; Metazoa; Nematoda; Chromadorea; Rhabditida; Rhabditidae
Source: the annotation of a GenBank genome assembly
AUGCGUCGGCGGAGAGAUCUUUCACUGAAAGAAGCCUGGAUCAAGAGGAAAGCGACGAGAAGUUCCAAGUCAGGCUCCAACUUUGCGGGCGUCUAUCUGAGGGAAGCGUACCGAGUGACCGACGAUGAGAUCCGAUUCGUUUACCUGGAGAAUCAGGAUAACAAGUGAGCUCUUGCAUUUUUUCUCAGUUUCAUACUAAUUUUGCAAUUUUCCCAGCAUAAACCUCAAAGCAGAAGUGCCCACUCUCGGGUGGCAAUCGAUCGAAUGGUCGUGCUUCAACUCGAGCUGCUUCGAUAUUCUCUUCUGUUCCAUGGCCACUCGCUUUGGCACCAUCCGACUUCCGUUGACGACUCCGCACUCUCCUUUCAUUCAUCUGACCACUGAACUCAACGACGAGUUCGCAGUGGUCCCUGUGAAGUAAGUUUUUUCUUUCUGAAAAUGAACGUCCAAUUGUUCUGCUUCAGAGACGUCCGUCUUCAUCCCUCUCACACCUACGAGCACACCCUCGGAGUCUGUCUCCAGCCCAUUUUCUUCUUCACCGACUGGACCAUCGUCGUCCAGUUCUUCGAGUCGUGGCUGGCUCAGGGUGCCACCAAAUUUUACUUUUAUCUUCAUAGUUACACGUGGCAAACCAAACAGAUUCUGGACUUUUACAAAGACUCUCUAGGCGACGAUCUGGAACUGAUUGAUUGGAGCGAUCUUCCGGUGCACUCCAGGGAUCGGGGAAUUUAUGAAAAAGAUCCGAACAGCAGAGUAUUCCGGCAUGGAGCUACUGCAUUCAUGCACGACUGUAUGCUCAGAGCAAGGUGCUUUUGAAACUGUUUUGCAAAUUCCAGCUACCGUAGUUUUACAGGUCAAGUGUGAAAUUUGUAGCCAACACUGAUCUUGAUGAUCUCCCCGUUUCUUCCAAUCUGAACAUUUCCAACACUUUGAAUGUUGUUGCUAAGAGGCAUCCGAAAGCCGCUCAGUUUAAGGCCGACUGGAUUCUGAGCCAUCAACCGGUAAGCUUUCUGAAUCCUCUAUACACUCUAGACAAUUUCUAAAUUCCAGCAACAUUGGGACAACAUGAACAAGCCACAUGAUAUCAAAUUCGACCUCCAGUCAGUUCGAGUCCUUCAAAUGGAGAACAUUCGAUGGGAUUACAGAGUGUCUAAGAAGAUGUUCCACAGACCGGAAAGGGUGGGUCAACUAAUACCAAGACUAUGUGAACUAAUGAAUUUCUAAUCUAGGUUGUUCAUUUCGACAUGCAUUCAGUCUACAAAAACGAGCUGGUCGAUGAUAUUCAUCAGCACACAACUAUCGAGAUGUUUGACAACGCCAAUCUCUAUUUCCUGCACCUGCGACGUUUUGAACGACAUCUUCUGAAUCCGCCGACAGUUCAGUACAACAACAGUUUCGAUCAUUCUCUUUUGAUGAAACUGAACACCCGAAUGAUGGAACAGUUUCUCAAGCGGAUAGAAGGAACACAAUUCAGCGGUGGGUGUUUUGUUUAGCUUUCACUAGAAACUGAAAAAAAAUGUCUCAGAAACAAUCUUGGCUCCGUGGGCGUUGGAAGCUCGUCAAACAAUGCGUGAUCUGGAGCAGUGCCGGCGAGAAGCGUUCGGAACCGUCCUGGACGACGUGAACGAGAUGUGUCAGCAGAGUUCGGCCGGGUGCGAAGGAAUGCUCACCGCCGGAAUCCCGUUUAUCAAAGCCCCGCAGACAUGGGUCAAUGUGGCCCACAAAGCGUUCUUCAAUAGUUACGUAGAGAAAACCAAACGAUUUACACUGUUCUAG